Linum tenue is the source of this 276-nucleotide messenger RNA. The record is from the annotation of a GenBank genome assembly. NCBI's taxonomy places the organism in Eukaryota, Viridiplantae, Streptophyta, Magnoliopsida, Malpighiales, Linaceae.
AUGAGUCAUCAGCUGUCCUUGAUCACGACGACGAAGGUAGCUGCGGCAAAGAGGGCGGCGGGGGGACGUGCCGCGACAAUCUUUGUUGCAGUAAAUAUGGAUAUUGUGGAAGUAAGGUUCAAUAUUGUGGGGCCGGAUGUCAGAGUGGUUACGGACGCUGCCAUGGCGGCGGAGGCGGGGACACUCCUCCAGGCGGCGGGGGGCACACUCCUCCGCCUCGCCCUUCUCCGAGUUCUAGUGCUCCAUCGCCCUGUACUUGUUAGUACGAGAUGUUGA